CCGUGGCGCAAGAUGGCGCUGCCUUUUGCACGGUCGUUGUGGCUGUGCCGCUGGGGAGCCAAACAAUUGGGGGUCGCCGCCGUGGAAGCCCGCCGAGGCAUCAGUUUCAAACUGGAAGAAAAAACCGCCCACAGCAGCCUGGCACUCUUCAAAGGUGACACAGGUGUCAAGUAUGGCAUGGUGGGAUUGGAGCCCACCAAAGUGGCCCUGAAUGUGGAGCGCUUCCGGGAGUGGGCAGUGGUGCUGGCAGACACAGCGGUCACCAGUGGCAGGCACUACUGGGAGGUGACAGUGAAGCGCUCCCAGCAGUUCCGGAUAGGAGUGGCAGAUGUGGACAUGUCCCGGGACAGCUGCAUCGGUGUUGACGAUCGCUCUUGGGUGUUCACCUAUGCCCAGCACAAGUGGCAUACGAUGUUGGCCAAGGAGAAAGCCCCUGUUGAGGGCAUCGGGCAGCCAGAGAAGGUGGGGCUGCUGCUGGAGUAUGAGGCUCAGAAGCUGAGCCUGGUGGAUGUGAGCCGGGUGGCUGUGGUCCACACGCUACAGACAGAUUUCCGGGGUCCGGUGGUGCCUGCCUUUGCCCUGUGGGAUGGAGAGCUGCUGACCCACUCUGGGCUUGAAGUGCCUGAGGGCCUCUAGUUAUGUCCAUCACUGGAGUCCCUAAUCAUGCCUUUGGCCAGCCUUCUGCUGAAAGUGUCUGAAUCUUUUUAACUUUGCCCCAAACAGCCUCUAGCUCCCACAA
Diceros bicornis minor is the source of this 739-nucleotide messenger RNA. It is a transcript of the gene SPRYD4, whose product is annotated as SPRY domain containing 4. Lineage: Eukaryota; Metazoa; Chordata; Mammalia; Perissodactyla; Rhinocerotidae. The transcript is spliced from 2 exons. Bases 13 to 636 code for a protein of 207 amino acids. The record is from RefSeq and is a predicted model, not a curated record. Gene Ontology annotation, molecular function: protein binding.